Dictyostelium purpureum is the source of this 1182-nucleotide messenger RNA. RefSeq lists its product as uncharacterized. The record is from RefSeq and is a predicted model, not a curated record. NCBI's taxonomy places the organism in Eukaryota, Evosea, Eumycetozoa, Dictyosteliales, Dictyosteliaceae. Bases 1 to 1182 code for a protein of 393 amino acids. The transcript has a single exon. Gene Ontology annotation, cellular component: 90S preribosome; nucleus.
AUGGGCGAAAUUCAAAGAGGUCGUGGUGGUUUUAGAGGCGGUUCAUCAAGAGGUGGAAAUGGUGGUGGCGGUAGAGGCGGUGGUCGUGGUGGAUCAUUUAGAGGUGGUCGUGGUGGCGGUAGAGGUGGAUCAUCAUUUAGAGGUGGAAAUGGUGGCGGUCGUGGUGGUGGCGGUAGAGGUGGAUCAUUUAGAGGUAGUAGAGGUGGAUCAUUUAGAGGUGGUAGAGGUGGUUUUAAUAAUAGAAAUAGAGAUGAUAAUAAUGAACAAGAACAACAAAACAACAAUAGUAAUAAUAAUAAUAAAAUUAAUAAUAAUAAAACUAAAAAUAAAAGAACAGCUGAUGAUUUAGGUGAUGAUUUUGAAAUUGACAAUUCAUUCAACGAUAAAAAACAAAAAAAAGAAAAAUUUGACAAUGAUCCAGAAGAAAUGAAUGAUGAAGGUGUCAAUGGUACACCAAUUCGUAAAAAGCAAGAAAAACAACCAAGAAAAGAACCAAAGAAAAAGAAUUUAGGAGAUUUAGAACCAAGUAUCGAAUUUAUGAGUAAAGAAAAUCAAGCCAUUUUAUUCAGUAGAAAAUAUGCUGAAUUAUUGAAAUUAAAUAACUCUCAAGCCAUUUCAUUCAAGGAGGAACAUUUCAUCGAAGCAAAAGAUAUUGAAGGCGAUUUACCAGGCUUUUUAAAGAAUCUUCAUCCAGUUUUAGAUACAUUCCCAGAUAAAAAGAAAUAUAAAUGUCAAAAUGGUGCACCAAUUGUAACUAUUGCAACAUGUUCUGCCACAAGAGCCAUUGGUAUUUCAAAAGUUUUAAGCGAAUUUAAUAUUUUCACUAAAGUUGGUUUAUUCUUUGCAAAACAUAAGAAGAUCGAAGAGCACAUCGAUGUUUUAAAUAAAUUCCCAUUACGUAUCGCCGUUGGUACUCCAAAUAGAUUGUUCAAAUUAGCAGAAAAUGGUUGUUUAAAACUUAAAGGAUCAGUAUUACAACCAACCACCGAUAAAAAACAACAAGAAAUUAACUCUAAAAUUCAAACUGAUGAAACCACUCGUUACUUAAUCGUCGAUAAAAGCUUCAAAACUUUAAAAGGAGAAGAUCUAUUUAGAAUUUCUGGUGAAGAUUUCUUUGAAUUUUUCAAUUUUGCCUGUAAAGAUUUAGUUUUAUCUGGUCAAAUGAAAAUUGCUAUGGUUUAA